This is a messenger RNA of Eurytemora carolleeae, 2677 nucleotides long. RefSeq names its product transitional endoplasmic reticulum ATPase (gene TER94). The transcript is spliced from 14 exons. The record is from RefSeq and is a predicted model, not a curated record. NCBI's taxonomy places the organism in Eukaryota, Metazoa, Arthropoda, Copepoda, Calanoida, Temoridae. Gene Ontology annotation, biological process: autophagosome maturation; mitotic spindle disassembly; retrograde protein transport, ER to cytosol. Gene Ontology annotation, cellular component: nucleus; cytosol; VCP-NPL4-UFD1 AAA ATPase complex. Gene Ontology annotation, molecular function: polyubiquitin modification-dependent protein binding; ATP binding; ATP hydrolysis activity. The coding region runs from base 93 to 2546 and encodes 817 amino acids.
AUUUAACAAAUAUUGCGGCACUGCGAGCAUUACUUCACUUUUGUGGAGACGUCGGACUGAGAAACUAGCGAUUAAAGUUAUAUUUUCUGAAGAUGACGGAUAAAAAAGGAGAUGAGUUGGCUACCGCUAUCUUGAACAAGAAGAGUAAACCUAACCGGCUUCUCGUUGAGGAUGCCGUCAACGACGAUAACAGCGUGGUUGCCUUGUCCCUGGCCAAGAUGGACGAAUUACAGCUUUUCAGAGGAGACACAGUUCUCCUUAAGGGUAAGAAGAGGAAGGAAACUGUUUGCAUUGUUCUCUCUGAUGAAACUAUCUCAGAUGAAAAGAUUAGAAUGAACAGAGUUGUCCGGAACAAUCUUAGAGUUCGUCUUGGAGAUAUUGUUGCAAUUCAGUCCUGUCCUGAUGUUAAGUACGGUAAACGUAUUCAUGUUCUACCUAUUGAUGAGAGUGUGGAAGGUUUGACCGGAAACUGGUUCGAGGUUUAUCUUAAACCUUACUUCCUAGAGGCAUACAGACCAAUCCAUAAGGGUGACACAUUUGUAGUCCGUGGAGGUAUGCGAGCAGUUGAGUUUAAGGUUAUUGAGACGGAUCCUUCUCCGUACUGUAUUGUUGCCCCGGAUACAGUUAUCCACUGCGAGGGAGAACCCGUCAAGAAAGAAGAUGAAGAGGAUGCGCUCAACGCUGUUGGGUAUGAUGAUAUCGGAGGAUGCAGGAAGCAGCUUGCUCAGAUUAAGGAGAUGGUUGAACUUCCUCUCAGACAUCCAGCUCUAUUCAAGGCUAUUGGAGUGAAACCUCCCCGUGGUAUCCUGCUUUAUGGACCCCCUGGAACUGGUAAAACAUUGAUGGCUAGAGCAGUAGCUAACGAGACUGGAGCUUUCUUCUUCCUCAUCAACGGUCCCGAGAUUAUGUCCAAGCUUGCAGGAGAAUCUGAAUCCAACCUUAGGAAAGCAUUUGAAGAAGCAGAGAAGAAUGCUCCAUCCAUUAUCUUUAUUGAUGAACUCGAUUCUAUUGCACCAAAGAGAGAGAAGACUCAUGGUGAGGUAGAGAGAAGGAUUGUAUCUCAGCUUCUUACGCUUAUGGAUGGUCUUAAACAGAGAGCUCAUGUUAUCGUGAUGGCUGCAACCAACAGACCGAACUCCAUCGACGCAGCUCUUCGUAGGUUUGGUAGAUUUGAUCGUGAGGUUGAUAUUGGUAUCCCUGAUGCAGUUGGCAGAUUAGAAAUUCUCAGGAUUCACACCAAAAACAUGAAGCUAGCUGAAGACCUGAACCUAGACCAGGUUGCAGCCGAGACCCACGGACAUGUCGGAGCUGAUCUGGCUGCACUCUGCAGUGAAGCUGCUCUUCAACAGAUCCGUGAGAAGAUGGAUCUAAUUGAUCUUGAAGAUGAGACUAUUGAUGCUGAAGUUCUUGACAGUCUAGCUGUAACAAUGGAUGAUUUCAGGUACGCUAUGAGUAAGAGCACACCUAGUGCCAUCCGUGAAACCGUUGUCGAGGUGCCCAAUGUAUCUUGGAAUGAUAUUGGAGGUCUGGAGAGCGUGAAAAAGGAGCUACAGGAACUGGUUCAGUAUCCGGUAGAACAUCCAGAGAAGUUCUUGAAGUUCGGCAUGAUGCCCUCCAAGGGAGUUCUAUUCUACGGACCCCCUGGUUGUGGUAAGACUCUGCUCGCUAAAGCUAUCGCUAACGAAUGUCAGGCCAACUUCAUCUCCAUCAAGGGACCUGAGUUAUUGACUAUGUGGUUCGGAGAAUCUGAGGCUAACGUCAGAGAUGUAUUCGACAAGGCUCGUUCUGCUGCACCUUGUGUGCUGUUCUUCGAUGAAUUGGACAGUAUUGCUAAAUCUCGAGGUGGAACCUCAGGUGAUGCUGGAGGUGCCAGUGACAGAGUUAUCAAUCAGAUCCUUACAGAGAUGGACGGUAUGGGCAGUAAGAAGAACGUGUUUAUCAUCGGAGCAACUAACAGACCAGACAUUAUCGAUUCUGCAAUUCUCAGGCCUGGUCGUCUGGACCAGCUGAUUUAUAUCCCUCUACCCGACGAUGGUUCAAGGAUGGCGAUUCUUAAGGCGAACCUUAGGAAAUCUCCCGUAGCCCCGGAUGUAGAUGUACCCUACCUGGCUAAGAUGACUCGUGGAUUCUCCGGAGCUGAUUUGACUGAGAUCUGUCAGAGAGCAUGUAAGCUUGCUAUCAGGGAAUCUAUUGAAGCAGAUAUUAGGAAGGAAAAGGAGAAGCAGAAAGCGUUGGAAAAGGCUAAAAAUUCAAAGUCAUCACGUUGGUCUUCUAAAUCUACCGCGGGAGCUAGCAUGGAUGUCGAUGAUGAGGAAGACCCCGUUCCAGAGAUUACAAAGAGACAUUUUGAGGAGGCUAUGAAGUUCGCCAGAAGGUCUGUGUCUGAUAACGAUAUCAAGAAAUACGAGAUGUUUAGCCAGACCCUUCAACAGUCUAGAGGAUUCGGAACCAACUUCAGGUUCCCAGAUGGUUCAGGAGGUCAGAGCAAUCCAGCUCCAGCUGGUGGAAACUUCACUAAUGAUGAUGACGACGACCUUUACAGUUAAACUGUCCCACUAUUUAUUUGUUUAUAAAAGCACAGUAUGAAGUGUAUUUGGUAAAGUUUCAUUUUAUUUUAGACCAGUUUAAUCUUUAACUUGUAAUUCAUCAGUCUAAAUAUAUUUACCAGUAAAAUGUG